UCCCACUUUAAACUCCAUGACUCUGCCAAUAGCCCUGCGUCACAAUCUGCUGCCAGAUCCACUCGUCCGCAGACAUCCUCGGCCGAUGCAACAUGCUGGGGAUCCUUUACGCCGAUACUUAAGGAGGGGAGGAGGUGUCCGUCGGUCCUCCCAGUAACGCUCUUACUUCUUCCUACCUACAUAACUAUCUACCUACAAUACAACCUACAUUGCUACUACUACCACCACCACCACCACUAUCAUUACUAUUUCUCCAUCUACCUCUCCUCCAAAAUGGCAACCACAAUGACAACCACAACCACCACCACUACAACAACACAAGAACCCACUCCCACUCACCCCCACCUAAUCCAAGUCAACCGCAGCCCAAUUCCCUUCGCCAGCGGGGCAUACAGUCUGGUCUCCGCACCCGCCGGCUCCCUGCUAUGCAAAAUCACCGGAACUACGCCGUCCAAGAAAGCCUACACAUCUGUGCAAACGGGACGGGACAGCCACAUUGAGCUGAACUCCGACCUGGUGUACUGCAACCACUCGUGCGAUCCGACAGUCAACUUCGACAUGCACAACAUGGAGGUACGGGUGGUUGACAACCGCGACUUGAAGGCGGGGGAACCGUUGACAUUCUUCUACCCGUCAACGGAGUGGGAGAUGGAUCAGCCGUUUGAGUGUACGUGUGGCAGUGGGGAGAAAUGUAAGGGACGGAUUGAUGGUGCGAAGAACUUGAGUACAGAGGUGUUGGGGGAGUACUGGUUGAAUCCGCAUAUUGCUGAGAUGGUGGCUGAGAGGGAGGCGGGGAGAAACUAGGGAAUGAGUUGGUGAGGGGCAUGCAGAGUGGGGGGUGGGGUGGUGUGAUGGUAGACUAGAGGCUUGAUAGACUUAGACUUUGGUGUAUAUAUGAUGAGUGGGUGGAUAUGUUGUGCUGUUGGCUUAGAUGUAUAGAAUUGUUGGUGUGUUUAGAUCUGAGCGUUUUGUAUGAGUGGUGGGAAUAGAUGGUGGAAAUCAGAUCUUGUGAUUGUUGUUCUGAUGGUGGUGUUGCUAUAGUGGGGGGUAUUACAAGGCUGGAUGUUUCACAUGCCGAGGUAGAGAGAUAAGAGGAAUCAAUACCAUUGUGAUUUGUGUUCAGGGGCACCCUAGCUUAUUGUCAAGGUAGGAACCUGAGCAGGUGUGUUUGG
Messenger RNA from Aspergillus piperis CBS 112811, 1172 nucleotides. RefSeq lists its product as uncharacterized. The coding region runs from base 286 to 804 and encodes 172 amino acids. The record is from RefSeq and is a predicted model, not a curated record. Gene Ontology annotation, molecular function: protein binding. The transcript has a single exon. Lineage: Eukaryota; Fungi; Ascomycota; Eurotiomycetes; Eurotiales; Aspergillaceae.